GCGAGCGCGGGUGCUCUCAGGCCUCGGUGAGCUGCGGUCCCUGGGGGUAUCAUGGCUGCAGCCGCGUGGAUGCCUACGGUUUCUCGGUUGCUAGGUGCUUUCAAAACCCCAAAACAGGUGACCAGAAGUUUUGUUAGUGCUACACAAACAGUAACUUUAAUACCAGGAGAUGGCAUAGGACCUGAGAUUUCUGCUGCAGUCAUGAAGAUCUUUGAUGCUGCUAAAGCUCCUAUUCAGUGGGAAGAGCGGAAUGUUACAGCUAUCCAAGGACCAGGAGGAAAGUGGAUGAUACCUCCAGAAGCCAAAGAAUCCAUGGAUAAAAACAAAAUGGGAUUAAAAGGGCCUUUAAAGACCCCCAUUGCUGCAGGGCACCCAUCAAUGAACCUGCUUCUGCGUAAGACGUUUGACCUUUACGCAAAUGUGCGUCCCUGUGUCUCCAUUGAGGGGUACAAGACCCCGUACACAGAUGUGAACAUCGUCACCAUUCGGGAGAACACAGAAGGCGAAUACAGCGGCAUCGAGCACGUGAUUGUUGAUGGUGUUGUGCAAAGUAUCAAGCUGAUCACAGAAGAAGCUAGCAAGCGUAUUGCAGAAUUUGCUUUUGAGUAUGCCAGAAAUAAUCAGAGAAGCCACGUUACUGCUGUGCACAAGGCAAAUAUUAUGAGAAUGUCUGAUGGGCUUUUCUUGAGAAAAUGCAGGGAGGCAGCAGAAAACUGUAAAGAUAUUAAGUUUAAUGAAAUGUAUCUGGAUACUGUGUGUCUGAAUAUGGUUCAAGAUCCAUCACAAUUUGAUGUUCUUGUUAUGCCAAACUUGUACGGUGACAUCCUCAGUGACUUGUGUGCUGGAUUGAUUGGAGGUCUUGGAGUAACACCAAGUGGAAAUAUUGGUGCUAAUGGAGUGGCAAUUUUUGAAUCAGUUCAUGGAACUGCACCAGACAUUGCAGGAAAAGACAUGGCAAAUCCAACUGCCCUUCUUCUGAGUGCUGUAAUGAUGUUGCGUCACAUGGGGAUGCACAAGCAUGCCACAAAAAUUGAGACAGCCUGCUUUGAGACAAUUAAAGAUGGAAAGGUUUUGACAAAAGACUUGGGAGGCAAUGCCAAGUGUUCAGAGUUCACAGAAGAGAUCUGCCGCAGAGUACGGGACACAGAUUAA
This is a messenger RNA of Indicator indicator, 1152 nucleotides long. RefSeq names its product isocitrate dehydrogenase (NAD(+)) 3 catalytic subunit alpha (gene IDH3A). Gene Ontology annotation, molecular function: NAD binding; magnesium ion binding; isocitrate dehydrogenase (NAD+) activity. The transcript is spliced from 11 exons. NCBI's taxonomy places the organism in Eukaryota, Metazoa, Chordata, Aves, Piciformes, Indicatoridae. Gene Ontology annotation, biological process: tricarboxylic acid cycle; isocitrate metabolic process. Gene Ontology annotation, cellular component: mitochondrion. Bases 52 to 1152 code for a protein of 366 amino acids. The record is from RefSeq and is a predicted model, not a curated record.